This is a messenger RNA of Megalops cyprinoides (Indo-Pacific tarpon), 1442 nucleotides long. RefSeq names its product homeobox A4a (gene hoxa4a). Gene Ontology annotation, molecular function: RNA polymerase II cis-regulatory region sequence-specific DNA binding; DNA-binding transcription factor activity, RNA polymerase II-specific. Gene Ontology annotation, biological process: embryonic skeletal system morphogenesis; regulation of transcription by RNA polymerase II; anterior/posterior pattern specification. The coding region runs from base 107 to 832 and encodes 241 amino acids. The transcript has 2 exons. Gene Ontology annotation, cellular component: nucleus. Lineage: Eukaryota; Metazoa; Chordata; Actinopteri; Elopiformes; Megalopidae. The record is from RefSeq and is a predicted model, not a curated record.
ACGUGAUCCCCCAACUUUGUACAUUUGACAGGGAGGAGGAGGGUUUUGUGGAGAUCAGAAAAACGACAGCGCUAUAAAAAUUAGUAUUAUUGCACUUCACAAAUUAAUGACCAUGAGUUCAUACUUGAUCAACUCGAACUAUAUCGAACCCUCUUUCCCUCCAUGCGAAGAGUAUCAGCAGAACAGUUAUAUCCCCACCCCCGCACAGUUCUAUGGCCAGCAGAAAGGUCCGGGCUUUCCGCCGCACGAUGAGCCGUCAUUUCAGCGGUCAAACUACGUGGAAACGAGCUACGACUACAAUAAUGCGUCUUCUAACGGACUAGAAGAGUUCUCAGGCCACGUUCAGACCCAACCCGUUCCGCAGAACCGUGAUAUUCGCCUGAUCUCGAACGAGGAUGGGGAGACAGUUGCUUCCAAAGACUGCAGCCUCUCCACUGAGACGCUUCCGCCCGCGCUCAAGACUAAGGAGCCCGUGGUCUAUCCGUGGAUGAAGAAGAUGCACGGUAACACCGUUAGCCCCAGUUACACCGGAGCACCGCCCAAGAGGUCUCGCACCGCCUACACGAGACAGCAGGCUCUGGAGCUCGAGAAAGAAUUCCAUUUUAACCGUUACUUAACUAGACGCCGCCGCGUGGAGAUCGCGCACGCGAUGUGUCUGUCCGAGCGCCAGGUCAAGAUAUGGUUUCAGAACCGCAGGAUGAAGUGGAAGAAAGACCACAAGCUGCCCAACACUAAGAUCCGCUCGAGCGGCUCGUCCUCUGGAAGCCAGCAUGUCAAAACACCCGCCACCCAGAAAGAACUGGUCCCGACGGCCUGUACUGCCCGCCUAUAGCGACUGCCUCCUGAACAUCGCCAAGCCAGAUGACUGAGCAAGCCUGAACAGUGUGUGGACCAGUAGGUGCUGGAGAGUACCACAUUUACUCCGAAAUGAUGGACCGCGUCCUCCCGUCCACCGCCGCCUCCCUCCUCUCCCUCUCCUGUCGCAUAGUUUUAUCUUAUUAUCUCACUUGCUGCAAGGAUAGCAUGUGAAAGUUUUUUUCUUUCUUAGGAACGUAUUAAAUACUGGAAGGACCGCCUAUGCGGAGUCUGUAGAGCUCGUGAUAUCUGAUAUGGGUGUCUGCGAGAACGUGGGAACGGAGGAGCCCUCGUGAGAGAGUGCGAGUGUGCUGUUUUAAACGUGAAAGUUCCUGUCAUGUCCAGAUGACUAACUUAUGUAAAUAAAGAAAAAUAGCGAGAAGCCCGUGUUCGGUACAAUAUGUGUGUAUGGUAGAAACCAUAGCUGUCUCGUGCUUUACUGAAAACCCCGUUUGUGCGUGUAGGCCUGUCUGCGUAAUGUGGUUCAAAAUGUGAGUGUUUGUGUAUUUGGUAUAAUGUCAAAUUAAUUGACGUCGUCAUGUAUUUUAGUAUCAGAAAGUAACCGCAAGAUGCAAAUAAAAUGUAUU